AUGGCAGACCUUAACUCUACUUCCGGGUCAUCGUUUUCCACCGACUCCAGCUCGAGCGGCACCUCGCAUCCUAUUGAACCUCGGUUCCGUUUGGCCUGCGAGGAAUGCCACAUUCGCAAAGUUCGAUGCGAGCCGUCGCUCGCCGGAUCUGGGGGCAGUUGCGAGGCAUGCCGGCUCAAUCAGCGGCGCUGCCUCUUUUCCCUCCGGAGUAAGAUUGGACGACCCCGAAAACAGACGGCAUCCAUCAAAACCAAGGCCGCGGCACACAGUCCCACUGCUAUACCCAUUACUGGUAGGUAUCCGCAGACUAUGACUGUCCUGCAGAUGCUGGCGCAAUCGGAAGACUUGCUAGAAAGCCCGAAUGGUUCACAGCCGCCAAAAGACUCGUCACAGGACCAGUUAAAUGCGCGUCGCCGUGCCCGAGAUGAAACAAGUCGAUGGGAAAGUACGGCAUGGCACCCGAUUUCAGAAACACUCACUAAGGACCCGGUCAGGGACGUAUCUACGGAUUACAAUUUCGAAGAAACCGGGCGAUUUGGCACCGACAGUGAGCGCUUUAGGCAGUUGAUGACACCCAAUACUGUUGGUGCUCAGAUAGAAUUCUUCGCAUCAGAUUUUGCACGAACAAGAGAGUCACUUCAAAUGGAUGCGCUUAUGAUAGAGAGCUGCUACGCCACCGGCGAUGUCACUGAGAGUUCCGAAACCGAUGGUGAACAAGAAUUCCAUAAUGCGCUUAAGCUCUAUGGAGAGCUCCACAAUCGCUGCAAAUCUAAAAGACUUGAUAUACUCGCUGAGACUGACCAAGACGAGCUCUCCUUAAUCUUUCAGACUUUGGACAAGCUCAACCAAACAACUUCCGUGCUCCAAAACAAUCCAUCCUCGCAGCAGCAGCAGCGAACAGAGCAAUCCAAGUGGAGAAUCGUCCGGGUCGCGGUGAUAGAGGCGGUUGAAAUGUGUAUCGGGAUUAUUGAAUUCAAUUUUCAUCUCUACAAUAGCCUUGGGACCAUGGAUGAUGGGCGAUCCUCUGCAGAGGAGCCCUCCCUAACUAGCUCCGGUAGUGUGGCGGGAUGCAAUUGCCUCGCUCCCAAGGACGAGCACCGUCUUGAAGUUCAGCUAAGGGGCCUUGAACUCCUCAUUCGUCUGGACCACUCACUUACCCGGUUCCGGCUCUUCAUGUCGAAGCAGGAUUGCUCUCAUGGCAGUGAUCGUUACCGCGACUCAUCGUCAUUCUCGGGGUCUAAGCCUCGUACACCGUGCCAAUGCUGGAUUACGUCCAUACCAGAAAUCGGAGCAGUCCGUUCCCGAAUUUCCGAGUUAUCUGACAGAUUGCGAGGUCUGUGGGACUAA
Penicillium soppii is the source of this 1347-nucleotide messenger RNA. RefSeq names its product Zn(II)2Cys6 transcription factor domain-containing protein. Gene Ontology annotation, biological process: regulation of DNA-templated transcription. The record is from RefSeq and is a predicted model, not a curated record. NCBI's taxonomy places the organism in Eukaryota, Fungi, Ascomycota, Eurotiomycetes, Eurotiales, Aspergillaceae. The transcript has a single exon. Gene Ontology annotation, molecular function: DNA-binding transcription factor activity, RNA polymerase II-specific; zinc ion binding. The coding region runs from base 1 to 1347 and encodes 448 amino acids.